AAAGAAUGCGACGAAUUUGUAUUUAUCACUCAGAAAUAAAAGAUGAAGUGAACUGAUGGCCUUAUUUUGAAGUAGCCGGUUGCAAAGCCGUGUUCCCUGAGUAAAAAGGAAACUAGCUUACUCUUCAGCACCUGCCAUGUACAGAUUAAGCAGAAGAUUUCGUAGACGAUUUGGGAAGGACAAAGAAGAGAAGAAGGAUAAACAUGCAUUGGACUAUGUCAUCGUUCUACUCGAUAGCAGCGAUCUCUCGUUCAAUUUGCAUAAAAAGGCCAAAGGACAAGAACUUCUUGACCUUGUUUUUAAGAACCUGGAUCUUGUAGAGAAAGACUACUUUGGUCUUCAGUUUAUGGACACACAUCAAGUUUCGCAUUGGUUAAAUCCUAUGAAAAAAAUCAAGAAACAAGUCAAAAUUGGUCCUCCAUAUACAUUACACUUCCGAGUCAGAUUUUAUGCUGCAGAACCACAAGACUUGACAGAGGAACUUACCAGAUAUCACUUCUUUCUGCAAAUUAAGCAAGAUAUAUCCAGAGCAAAGCUUGAGGUUCCACUCAAGGUUGGUGUUGACUUGACUGGCUACAGUUUGCAAUCUCAUCUUGGUGACUUUGAGCCAGAGCUUCAUGAAGCAUCAACUGAUUACAUUACGGAAUUCAAGUUUAUUCCCAAUCAGACAAAAGAGUUGGAGAAAGAAAUCAAGAAAAAGCAUAAAGCUCUUGUUGGCUUGAAUCCAGCUGAAUGUGAAGUUAAUUUCCUCAAGAUUGUGAAGAACAUGGAUUUCUAUGGAGUUGAUAUCCAUACUGUUGUAGGGGAAAACAAAAUGGAGUGCCAGCUGGGUUUGACACCUCGUGGUAUUUUGUCCAUCAAGGACAAAGAGAAGAGGACAAUUUUUGCGUGGCAGAAGAUUACCAAAAUCUCAUUCAAGAAAAACAGAUUUCACCUGGAGUACCAGGGGGCUCAACGGCAUGCUGAAAGUUACACGUACACGUGUACCAGUUCCCUCGCUGCCAAGCAUCUAUGGAAAAGUGCUAUUGAACAUCAUACAUUCUUUAGACUCGUAAAACCAACUACAAAGCCAAAGAGAACGUCCAGCUUCCUACGCUUUGGAUCACGUUACAGAUAUAGCGGGAGAACAGAGCAUCAGGCUCAAAGAGAUGCGAGAAUGAGCGCCAGGAAGUCACUCAAGAUUCAAAGGGCAACAAGCGAACGAUUUUCAAAGAGACCUACUGUUGGCUUUAUUCGUGUUGGUUCCCGAGUUUGGGGUAAGGCGCUGAAUGGUGAUUUUUACAAAGGAGUGGUGACUGGUUUAGGAGAAAUGCUGCACAUAAAGUUUGACAAUGGAGACACUAUUGCGCAUGACAGAACUGACCCUGAGUGUGUUGUAUUUGAUCAAGUUCCUGAGAUCAGUGACUUAGAAAUUGGGAGUCGCGUGAUCGCUCAUUGGCCAAGUCUGCCCGCUAAGCUGUCUGGGAAGGUGAUUGGUAUUGAGCAUGGCAAGUACUAUGUGGAGUAUGAUGAUGGAGACAAACAUCACAACACUAUAGACCAGCUAAGGAUACUCAAACCACCUUUGUAUUUCGGACCCGGAGCCAAAACUCGGCGAGGCCUUAGGAAAGUAGAAUCAAUGAAAGUAACAAGUUUGACUGGUCGAGCUGUGAUUACCACUGAACUGCCUCCACGCUCCAACUCUAAUGGUUAUGUUAAACCUGAAGAACAUCUCUCAUCUGAGGCUGUGGAUGGUGUCAUAUCUUUACCAUCCACGUCAGAGACUAGGAAGGUCGACGAUGAUUCUUCCGAAUUAUUCGGUGCGUCGAGCGUUUCCGGAGGUCUCCCAGACGAUCGACCGAAGAAUAUCCAUGCGCGAUCAGCGUCGCUUCCUGCCAAUGUUCGACUUCCACGUUCGGCUUCCACCAAACACGAUAGCACCUCGUCAUCUCCUUCUACGUCGCCCAGAACAGACAAGAAAGCCACUCGGAACAAGUCAUUUGCGGGAACAACCAAGGCCUCUUACGCCAAAAGAGCUCCGCUGGAGAUUUUCUCGUUGCCUGAAACAGAUGUUGACUCGGGUAUCUCAGUGGCUUGUGAGAGACCAACGUCGGGAAGGCAAUCCAAACGAAACCUUCGAAUAAUGGAUCUAAUGAAGAACAGUAAGGAGGAUGAAAAGAAAUCGGGAAAAUCCAAAAGUGACGAAACGCACAGCCAAUCAAAGCGUGACAAAAAAUCUGGAAAAGUGAAGUCUGUAGGUUCCACGCCCGCUCGGCCAGACAUACGGGUUUCUCCGAAUGCACCUUACGUGCCGAAUUACUUAGAGACAGACCUUGACUCUGAUUCAGGGAAGCACAGUAAUUACUUCGUGGACGAUCAGCGAAGCUUUCGAGUAUUUAUACCCAGUGAUAGAAACAAGCGAGAUCAUAAAAAGCGCUUCACUACAAUUGAUGGAAUUUCUGCUUCAGACGAAAGAUUACUUCGAGGAAAAGGCGCUUUUCCUGUGAAAAGGAGACGAAGUUCACUUCCGGAGCUGCGCACAAUUUUCAAUCAAAAACAGGAAGAGAACAAUCCUCAGGGUAACGAGAAUAAACUGACAAGGAGAAAUAGAACGCAUUCCCUGAACGAUCUCGCCAAAAUGUCACCAACCAACAGAAAGGCUACGCCACUACAUAUUGACAACUUGUCUAGUGCAACAGACAAUCGGUGUGACUCACCGUUGUUUUCUCCAGGCAUGGAGCAGAGUGCCUCAAGCAAUAAACUGUUACUUGUCACCGAUUUAUAGCGAGACUACUGGGACAUCAGAUGCGGCAAUAUGCCUCACGCAUGACGCGGAAAGUCAUAUACAUGAAGUGGGACGCAGAUGAUCGGUUCGUUACAUAAUCCCAAUGUUAAAAACCCUAGCAAUAGAAUAUCAAGGUGGAAAAGACGCUUUUUUUAUUACAAAACCUUCUUCCCUUUUUAUGUACAGUGAAGAUAUCCUGAAUUUGUUAAGUUUAUAUUUACGGGACCAAAAUUUGAAAUUUCGAAUGACAGCUACAAUUAUCGCCUGCUAUUGCUUAAACUAAUUGUUAUGUCUCAUGUAUUUAGGCGAAGCUUUUUUAAUGUGUUUUCUUGAUUUUACUGUUAUUUUUCCUAGAAAUAUCUGUUGAUUAAUAUUUUUUGUAGUGGUAUUUUCAUUGAUGGACGUAGUAAAGAAAACUGUUAGUACUUUAAGUUGGCAAUAAUCCUUUCUUGAGAACUGUCUCAAUUGUAAAUCAUAAUAGUAGUAAUAUAUUAUAGGAAAUAUGUCAAUUGCGAACAAACAGCAAGGUUUUGUUGUCAUUUUGAAAUCACUGUAAAAUUAGUGACUGGGUUACAAAACUACUUUAAUUUCUGUAAAUGAGGGCAGAAGUUGAAUUACACUAGUUGAUUGUGGCUACCGCUCCUUGAUUGGUCGAUAAGAUUGUCAGCUGUCUCCUGUCUCCCCGCGGGCGCUUCUGGCGGUAUUGGAGCGAGGAAACUGCUGACACCUCAGACUAAGUUUGCAAUUGGUUGUUGAGAGGUUCCGAUCAACUAUUGGCCAUAUUGUUAUGAGCCAAUGAUUCGGGGACCUUUCUGGUGUGGUGACUGGUUCUAUUUAAAUAAUGAGAAUGCGAUUUAAGACGAGACCCACAGGCUUAAUAGUUUGAAAUCCUUGUAGACUUGUCUAAUUCCCAAAUUUAGGCGGGAAAUAGCGAAAUUAUUUACCAAACAAAUAUUUGAAGCCGCUAGUUCGUCUUCAAAACAUAAGAUACUCAGCUACUUCAGAAAUGUUACGACGGUGCAAGGUAAUUGUUCCACUGCUUUAAAAUAUUUUUACCACUGCCCGAGAAUUCUUUUGAACGGACAGCUAAUAAUCAAAACAAAUAAGUUAAGAAGAGAGACCAUGAUUGCAAUGGUAAUGUGAAAUAAAAGCUUUACAAACCGGUUA
This is a messenger RNA of Pocillopora damicornis (cauliflower coral), 3931 nucleotides long. RefSeq lists its product as uncharacterized. The record is from RefSeq and is a predicted model, not a curated record. Gene Ontology annotation, cellular component: cytoskeleton. Lineage: Eukaryota; Metazoa; Cnidaria; Anthozoa; Scleractinia; Pocilloporidae. Gene Ontology annotation, biological process: actomyosin structure organization.